GUGUCACUUCCAGCUCCCGGGGCGCAGUGGAAGGUGGGCCGCUUCUGGUGUCCAGUGUCAGUGCACAACUGUCUGUGGAGUGACAGCAUCGCUUAGAAAUAGAAGCGGGGCAUCUAUAAAACACGUUAGACAGUCACUGGUCUAGAAACAGUCAGCCGAGACAGCCAGACCAUCACCACAGACGCAGGACACAAAGAGAGCGCAGAGUACCUGGUCUGCCAACCACACACACAGACAGCCGGACAGCAGGACAGCCAGUCUGACACUCCAGGAACUUGUUGGACCCACCCAGAGAGCCGUGAGGAUGCAGCUGUGUACCGUGGUUGAGAAGCGCGCUGGGGCCGUGGUGGGGGCGGAGCUGGCCUGCCGAGUCUGCGAGGAGAACAAGGCUCAGAGGGAGAGUUACUCCGCAGACUGGAACAGCGUCAACGUGAAGACCCGGACCAUGGACAGGCAAUCGAUGAGCAUGAAGGACAACUCCCAUCGUGAGACCUACACUCGGCAGUGGGAGGCUCGCUCCCUGACCCAGGCCUGCCCGUCGGGGGUCUACAGAGUGGGCACCAUGGAGAGGGGCGUUAGGGAGCACCAGCUCCUGCCCAAAAGGAACACCCUGCCCCUGCCCAUCUUCACCCCCGCACAGCUUGGCGUCAGGCUGGGCCGCGGAGAGCCACACACCGAGGAGGACCUCCGGGCCUUCCCCAUCCCCGAUGGCGGCUGCCCUGGCAAGAGGGCCGUGGCGGAGAUCACCCAGGACCUGCCCCCCGUCAAGCCACUCAGGAUGGAGUUCGCCAAGGCACCCAAAGCCCUGGGCCGCUCCAUGUCUCAGGAGGUCCAGAGAGGGUGAACAAAGUCAAUGGGAAGGAGAGGGAGAGGGGGUGUUAGGGAGAACGGUCGUAGGGCUCGGCCAAUCAGAAUACAGCAUGGAGACGUGUAUAGAUUUAUUCCUAGUCAGUUUGUUCCAUCCCUAUAUCCUAGUCGAGCAAACCGUGUACACCUUUACACUUUCAAACCGUGUACACCUUUACACUUUCAAACCGUGUACACCUUUACCCUUUCAAACCGUGUACACCUUUACCCUUUCAAACCGUGUACACCUUUACACUUUCAAACCGUGUACACCUUUACACUUUCAAACCGUGUACACCUUUACACUUUCAAACCGUGUACACCUUUACACUUUCAAUGGGUGUUACAUAUAUAGCAGGGAUGAUAAGGCUGGUGCUCUACUGUUAUAGAAAUGACUAUCUGAUGGGCCGUUUUGAGCGACAUAAAGACAGACAACCUGUUCAGCAGUGUGUUCUUUCAGCCGUGCCAUGAGCUAAUCUCCCUGUUGACUGGAAAUGCCUCAUGGCCUGGUCACGUCUACACGCUGAACGAACCGCACCUGCCUCCUCCCAGGCUGAAUUCUCUCGUGGGUAAGCCCCAUAGCACGGCAGGGUCUCCUGACCACGUUGUCUGCAGAAGUACGUCCUGAGCCACCGGUCAAACAAUGACAGUCACCCUUUACCAGAUUGAGAUGGCAGGAUGGUUUUAAAUGCAAAAUCCAAUUUAGAUAUGAGGAUUUUUUUCUUGGAAGUAUUCAAUGGUGUUUACGGAGGUGUUCGUGUAGAAAGAACAUGCAGAUAUGUAGAGGGUUGGUAGACAGACAAUUCUAGAUAUCAAAAGAGGGCUUGAAAAGUGACAGAAAGAACAGAAGAGAUUUUAUGAAUCGAACAGAGAAACUGAAGAUGAGGGCAGGGUUAGGGUUAGGGUUUGGGCUCAACACACUGUCAUAUCCCUCUCUCUCUUUUUAAACAACACUGUCCUCCCCCAGACCUCCUAGGGCAUUUCAUACUCUCCUGGGUGAGGGACAAAAUGGUACAAAUGCCAUCUCACACCUGGACAAGAAACCUUUGAGAGUGUUCCCACGUCUGGACUGACUACCUGUACGAUCGAGACUAUUCAUCUAGUGUGACUUAAUAAAGUGACCUUUGACCCGUGUAUGUUUUGAAGUGCCUUGUCAUCUUGCCUUGAUUUACAGUUGACAUCUGUUGGUGGAGUUGGCCAACAGAAUGAUGUGAGCCUGUAUCGGUUUUCAUGUGUUGUGUUUAAAAUGUUUUCCUAUAGAGUUAUUUUUCUAAAAUAAAAUCUGAAGUGCUUUUCCUACA
Messenger RNA from Esox lucius (northern pike), 2147 nucleotides. It is a transcript of the gene tcap, whose product is annotated as titin-cap (telethonin). The record is from RefSeq and is a predicted model, not a curated record. Bases 305 to 844 code for a protein of 179 amino acids. Gene Ontology annotation, molecular function: structural constituent of muscle; protein-macromolecule adaptor activity; titin Z domain binding. Lineage: Eukaryota; Metazoa; Chordata; Actinopteri; Esociformes; Esocidae. Gene Ontology annotation, cellular component: Z disc. Gene Ontology annotation, biological process: cardiac muscle tissue morphogenesis; skeletal muscle thin filament assembly; cardiac myofibril assembly. The transcript is spliced from 2 exons.